Sipha flava (yellow sugarcane aphid) is the source of this 355-nucleotide messenger RNA. Its product is annotated as reactive oxygen species modulator 1. Bases 1 to 246 code for a protein of 81 amino acids. The transcript is spliced from 2 exons. Gene Ontology annotation, biological process: protein insertion into mitochondrial inner membrane; protein import into mitochondrial matrix. The record is from RefSeq and is a predicted model, not a curated record. Gene Ontology annotation, cellular component: TIM23 mitochondrial import inner membrane translocase complex. Lineage: Eukaryota; Metazoa; Arthropoda; Insecta; Hemiptera; Aphididae.
AUGCCGGUACCUAGUUCAAGUUAUUAUGGAGGAAUGCAAAAACCGUCUUGUUAUGAUAGAGUUUCAAAUUCAUUUAUGAUGGGAGCGACAAUUGGUAUCACGAUCGGAAUGUUAUUUGGCGGUUUGGGAGGCUUAAGAUCUGGGUUCAGGGGCCGAGAGCUGAUUAGCAAAAUGGGCAAAACUAUGUUACAGAGCGGUGGAACAUUUGGCACAUUUAUGGGUGUUGGCGCUGCACUUAGAUGUUAAUAAAUUAUUCAACGUGACUGGAUAACAUACAUUUACUACAAAUAAUUUAUGACAUUUGUUUUUUUUUUUAAUUUUUAAAGAUAAUAUUUUUGAUUUAACUACAGCAAAU